AGCUCUGUGUUUAAAAAGCGUCAACCCAUCCACAGUGCGAACACAUCAAAUGUGGUAUGGCCGGUUUGAAGAUGGUCUUCUCCUCUGUGGUCGCGUCUCCGAAGCUGCUGCUGCAGCUCAGCAUCAGCAGCCUGUACAGCAUUCUCACCAGCUUCUUUUGCAAAGUUCAUUACUGGAUUACAGGAGCCUGCAAACCGACAAACUUACCUGACAGAAAAUUGGACGAAAGGGAAACCCAAAAUGCAACCACUCCAACAAGUGUCAACUAUCAUUUUACACGCCAGUGUAAUUAUAAAUGUGGAUUUUGUUUCCACACUGCAAAAACUUCCUUCGUCUUGCCUCUAGAAGAAGCCAAGAGGGGUCUCAAACUUCUGAAGGACUCAGGCAUGGAAAAGAUCAACUUCUCUGGAGGAGAGCCUUUCUUGCACGAAAAGGGAGAGUUUCUGGGGAAACUGGUGCAGUACUGUAAGCAGGACCUCCAGCUCCCCAGUGUCAGCAUCGUCAGCAAUGGAAGCAUGAUCAAAGAGAAAUGGUUCCAGAAGUAUGGUGACUAUCUGGACAUCUUGGCCAUCUCUUGUGACAGUUUUAACGAAGACACCAACCAGUUGAUCGGCAGAGCUCAGGGCAGGAAGAGCCACCUUGACAACCUUUACAAGAUUCGCAACUGGUGCCAGGAGUAUAAGGUGGCAUUCAAAAUCAACUCGGUCAUCAACGUCUUCAACAUUGAUGAAGACAUGAGGGAGCACAUCAUCGAGCUCAGCCCAGUCCGCUGGAAGGUAUUCCAGUGUCUGUUGAUUGAUGGGGAGAAUGCAGGAGAGGCAGCUCUGAGAGAGGCUGAGAGGUUUGUCAUCAGUGACCAACAGUUUCAGGAGUUUCUGGAUAGACACAGCAGCGUCUCCUGCCUCGUCCCUGAGUCCAAUGAGAAGAUGAGGAACUCCUACCUAAUCCUGGAUGAAUAUAUGCGUUUCCUGGACUGUCGAGAGGGAAGGAAAGACCCGUCCAAGUCCAUCCUUGAUGUUGGCGUAGAGGACGCCAUUUGCUUUAGUGGCUUUGAUGAAAAGAUGUUUCUAAAAAGAGGAGGAAAAUAUGUGUGGAGCAAAGCUGACAUGAAGCUGGAUUGGUGAAAUCCUGCUACACAAGUAUUUUGAUGCAUCUUUGCUUAGCAGUUGUACUGAUUAUAUGUAGAGUGUGAGUGUUUUUAUCUUUAGUGUUUUCAGUUACAUUUAUAACUUAACUUACAGCUUGAAAUGGUUGAAAAACCUGAGAUUCAAAUUUUUUUUUGCACUUUCCGGUUUCAUUGAAGAUAAGCUUUAUUUUUUUUCCUUGCACUGUUAAUGUGGAAGCUAAUGACCAAAUAUAAUUUUAUGAAUAUAUUUUUUUAAAAAAUGAUUAAUUAUCAUUAAUGAUUGAGUAUAUUAAACAUUUGAAAAAG
Toxotes jaculatrix (banded archerfish) is the source of this 1432-nucleotide messenger RNA. It is a transcript of the gene rsad2, whose product is annotated as radical S-adenosyl methionine domain containing 2. The record is from RefSeq and is a predicted model, not a curated record. Gene Ontology annotation, cellular component: endoplasmic reticulum; mitochondrion; lipid droplet. Gene Ontology annotation, molecular function: 4 iron, 4 sulfur cluster binding; catalytic activity. The transcript has 6 exons. Bases 57 to 1124 code for a protein of 355 amino acids. Gene Ontology annotation, biological process: positive regulation of immune response; defense response to virus. Lineage: Eukaryota; Metazoa; Chordata; Actinopteri; Toxotidae.